Daldinia decipiens is the source of this 628-nucleotide messenger RNA. RefSeq lists its product as uncharacterized. The record is from RefSeq and is a predicted model, not a curated record. The coding region runs from base 128 to 451 and encodes 107 amino acids. The transcript has a single exon. Lineage: Eukaryota; Fungi; Ascomycota; Sordariomycetes; Xylariales; Hypoxylaceae.
GUUGUAACCACUACAUCCAUUGCCUUAUAUUAACUCUAUACUUUCGCGAAGUUCUAGGAGCGAGUAUUAGAAAUGACAUGCGUAGGACAGCACGUCGCGGUCAUCUCUGAGGUCUCUGCAUGCUGACAUGCCUUUGUAUAUCCUGAUGGACAUUCGGUCGAGGGUUGAGAUUAGAUGGGUGGCCGCUUUCACUUGUAUACUUGCUAGGGUAUUUCUCUUGUGGAGACGCCGGAGAAAGUGUCAUGAAGAGGAUAUAAAGACGGCGGAAAAUACUCUACCGCCAGACGGGAACUUGCAGCCAACAGAUACAAUGUCAGGACAUACUUGUAGCGAUAGAAGUGCAUCUGCUAGGCUGGCACAGUGGCCCUACUACAAUACAGAAUGUUCUGAGAUGCCAGGCCAAUCAUCGCCAGUAGAAUUAGGACCGGGGCAACGGGAAUAUAUGGCAUGACGCAUCAUACAACCAGUUAAGCAGCAGGUUUCUCAAAAUUCAUAAUCGAGGCGGAAUAGUGGACUGAGAACCUGAUUUCCAGAUGCAAACAAAGUUUUGCUUCUGAACCAGAUCGUUUGGGGGCUUUAACGAAAGGAAAUAUUUGCUGUAUACUAUUAUUAUACUUUAGGGAGUCAA